AUGGUGGAGCUCAAGCAGAGGAUCCUCACUUCUCUCUCCAAGCUCUCAGACCGCGACACGCACCAGAUCGCGGUGGAGGACCUCGAGAAGACCAUCGCCGCGCUCUCGCCUGACGCCAUUCCCAUGAUCCUCAACUGCCUUUACGACGCCGCCACCGACCCCAAGCCCGCCGUCAAGCGCGAUGCACUCCGCCUCCUCGCCGCCGUCUGCGCUGCUCACGGCGACGCUGCGGCCGCGCACCUUACCAAGAUCAUCGCGCACGUCGUCCGCCGCCUCAAGGACGCGGACUCCGCUGUCCGCGACGCCUGCCGUGACACUGUCGGCGCGCUCGCUGCGCAGUAUUUGAAGGGCGACGGCGGCGGAGGGGGGGUUGGGACGGUGGUGGGGCUGUUCGUGAAGCCGUUGUUUGAGGCCAUGGGGGAGCAGAACAAGGGGGUGCAGGCGGGCGCGGCGGUGUGCAUGACCAAGAUGGUUGAGUGUGCUGGCGGCGGAGGGGAGGCGCCGGUGCCGGCGUUCCAGAAACUGUGUCCGAGGAUCUGUAAGCUGCUCAGCAGUCCCAAUUUCAUGGCUAAGGCGGCGAUUUUGCCGGUGGUUGCCAGCUUGUCACAGGUUGGAGCGAUUGCACCACAAAGCUUGGAACAUUUGCUGCCUAGCAUCCAUGAAUGCCUUUCUAGUACGGAUUGGGCAACACGUAAAGCAGCAGCUGAGACAUUAAGUUCUUUGGCAUUGCAUUCAAGCAGUUUGGUUACUGAUAGAGUGGCACCCACAUUGGCAGUACUUGAGGCUUGCCGAUUUGACAAGAUAAAACCUGUAAGAGAUAGCAUCAAUGAGGCAUUGCAAUUGUGGAAAAAGAUUGCAGGAAAAGGAGAUGGAUCUCCUGAUGAUUCAAAGCCCUCGUCUGAUGGUGGCAAUGAAUCAACUAUUUCAUCAGAAACAAUUGACCUGAAAAAAGUAAAUCUCGGUGAGAGGAAGACUGAUUCAUCAAUAAAAGAUUCAUCAACUAGUUCUUCAAAUAUGGAUUCAACUUCUAAGGCAAAAGCAGCUGGCAUAUCAGAGAAAGCAGUUGUAAUACUUAAGAAAAAAGCACCAGCAUUAUCUGAUAAAGAAUUAAAUCCGGAAUUUUUCCAAAAGCUUGAAAGAAGGGGUUCUGAUGAUUUACCAGUGGAAGUUGUUGUUCCCCGUAGAGGCCUCAAUUCUUCUAACUCCAACAAUGAGGAAGAAUCAGAGGUAAAUGUUAAGGAUUCGAAAGAAAGAAUGAGUUCUGUUGGAAACAUCCCUAACGAUGAUUUUCAUGGAUCCUCUAGUAAUAAAUAUCGAAUCUCUGAACGAGGCAAUGAUGGAAAUUCCAAACAAAGGAAUUAUGAUGAUUUUGGCCAUGAUAGACACUUUGAAAGGAGAGUGAACUCAAAAGAACUGAGGACUAAGGCAUAUGAUACCGAUGACAGGACUGAAAAUGAUCAAAGGGAGAGUUCUGCCAAUCUUGCAGGUUUUUCUAAAACUGAUGGUCAAUCAGAAGUACCCUUCUCCAAUAACAGAGGAAACUGGUUGGCCAUCCAGAGGCAGUUGCUGCAACUGGAAAGGCAACAAGUUCAUCUUAUGAAUAUGCUUCAGGAUUUCAUGGGUGGAUCUCAUGAUAGUAUGGUGACUCUUGAGAACAGAGUGCGAGGUCUUGAGAGAAUUGUUGAAGACAUGUCACGAGAUUUAUCCAUAUCAUCAGGUCGCAGAAACUUCACAGGGUUUGAAGGAUCAUCUAGCAGGCCAUCUAACAAGUAUAAUGGUUUUAAUGACUUCUCCAGUUCCAAGUAUGGAAGAGGUGGUGAUGGACGCAUCCAAAUUGGUGAAAGAUUUUCCCAAUCUGAUGGAAAUACCCUGGGAAUGAGGGGAAGAGGGCCAUCUUGGAGAUCUGACGUGUCCGAGGGGUGGGAUCUUCCUGGGUAUGGUGCUUCUAGAAAUAAUAGCCAGGUUUCCUCAAGGAGGGCUUUUGGUGGUAGUUCUGCUGAUGGAAGAUCGCCAAAAUCUGUGCAUGAGAGUGAUCAAGCAGGCAACAGGAGAGCUUGGGAUAAAGCAGCAAUGCCCAUCCGGCUUGGUGAGGGACCCUCCGCUAGAAGUGUCUGGCAAGCUUCUAAGGAUGAAGCUACCUUGGAAGCAAUUCGAGUUGCUGGUGAGGACAAUGGAGCAUCUAGGGCAACAAGGGUAGCCAUCCCUGAAAUGACUGCAGAAGCUCUGGCCGAUGACAACAUUGGGCAAGAGAGGGAUGCCAUCUGGACUUCUUGGACCAAUGCAAUGGAUGCCCUUCAAGUAGGUGACAUAGAUUCAGCCUUUGCAGAAGUAUUGUCCACGGGUGAUGAUAUUUUGCUUGUAAAGAUAAUGGAUAGAACAGGCCCUGUAAUUGACCAGCUUUCAAGUGAAGUUGCUUGUGAAAUUGUGAAUGCCAUUGGACAAUUCCUUCUUGACCAGAACAUGUAUGACAUCUGUUUGUCUUGGAUUCAACAGUUGCUGGAGAUAGUAUUGGACAAUGGCCCUGAAACCUUUGGCAUCCCUAUGGAAGUGAAGAAAGAGCUCUUACUGAAUUUACAUGAAGCUUCUACCGAUACAACUGAGGCCUGGGAAGGGGUACAGCCAGAUCAACUUUUAUUGCAAUUGGCUUCAGCCUGGGAAAUUGAUCUACAACAGCAUGACAAAUAG
Sphenostylis stenocarpa is the source of this 2685-nucleotide messenger RNA. The record is from the annotation of a GenBank genome assembly. Lineage: Eukaryota; Viridiplantae; Streptophyta; Magnoliopsida; Fabales; Fabaceae.